This is a messenger RNA of Nylanderia fulva, 3217 nucleotides long. The record is from RefSeq and is a predicted model, not a curated record. NCBI's taxonomy places the organism in Eukaryota, Metazoa, Arthropoda, Insecta, Hymenoptera, Formicidae.
GUUCACUCGCGAUCAGAGAGUCUUGAGCGGAAGUCUUGUGCAAGGAAAUCGCAACGUCAGCGGCGUGCCGGCUUUCGAGACGAACGUGCCACGGAAUGUCACUACUGCAGUCGGUCAGACCGCUUUUCUUCACUGCAGAGUUCAUCAGCUAGGCGACAAAGAGGUGUCCUGGAUGCGCAAACGCGAUAUGCAUAUUCUGAGCGCGGGCAUCUUUAUGUACACGUCAGACCUGAGAUUUCAAGUGAUUCAUGUGGACAAGUCGGAGAACUGGACGUUGCAGAUCAAGUCGCCGCAGGAGCGCGAUUCCGGCGUGUACGAGUGCCAGGUCAGCACCGAGCCGAAGAUGUCACUCAACUACAGUCUCAACGUGGUUGAAGCGCGAGCCAGAAUAAGCGGUCCGCCGGAUAUCUACGUGAAGACCGGAAGUCUUUUGACAUUAACGUGUCUCAUGUCACAAGGUCCUCACGACCUGGGAACGGUAGCCUGGUACCGAGGGACUCAGGCGGUAGUGACGUCACCGCGAUCAGAAAAUGACAUCGAGGCGGAACCACGCAUAACCGUGGAGACGGAAUGGAGCGACGCCCUCACAUCGAGAUUGAGGAUUACGUAUGCGAAACUCGGUGACUCCGGAAACUACAGUUGUGUUCCUACCGUGGCGGAGAGAGCGAGUGUCAACGUGCACGUGAUCAAUGGUGAACAUCCGGCCGCGAUGCAGCACGGAAAUACGGCAGCCGGCUCGCCCAACUCCAAAACGGUGCUGCUGAUGCUCGCCUUCCUUCUGGGUCAACUGAGAUAAUGUGCGCGAAACGCAGAAGGGUCGCCCGAGACAUUUACAAAUCGAUGGACACGCAUCGCGAGGUGAUUGCCCAAACACACAUCCUUAACGUUCAUUCUUUUGCACAGACCGUUCCGAAUUUAGAUCCCGCAUAGUUUCGUCAUUUAGCGGCCGAAAGACGCUACGUAAUUAAAUUACGUAAAAUUACGUGACGAUAGUCGAGCGAUUGAAGGAAGGGAUUUUAAUUACCGAGAUCGGAAAAUCAAGUUUACGAGAUCUGCGAGUUUGAUACUUUCCAAGUUGCAUGAUUCUUAUCUUGUUUAAUUAAUCGAUCUUCGAAGAACGAUAUUUCAAUGUUACGCAAUUCUUCUUUUAUUCUCGACAUUAUUAUUCUUUAUUUUUUUGUUAUCAUAAAUUUGGACGGAAUAGACCAAUAUACAAAGUCAGUUGUAAUAACUAGAAUUUUUCUAGCUCCAGUAAAUUAAUCAUUUCUAAAGAAAAAUCUGAAAACUUGCCUCAUUAUUACUUUAAUCAUGUCGUAUUUUAAACGCUCUCAUUGUGCGGCAUUUAUCCUUGUUCCUUUUUAAUCUCUCGCGAAAACACUCGUCUCGUUUAUCUGAAACUUAAUUGUGAGUUUGGCCGCUAGGAUGAAAAAUACGAAGAUAAUCUCUGCGAGACAGCUAGUUCUUACGUAAUAAAGGGGAGAGAGGCUCUGUGUCUAAGGGUUAAGGAAAAGUGUGAGAGGCCAAACUUUUCAGUCGACUUUCCCGCGAUCACCCGAAAAACUCGAGGGAAGAGAGACAGGGAGAAAACGAAAACUCGGAGCCGAAACUUUUCAUACAUUUGUCGGUAGCGACAGCGGCAAUAUAUUUACAGUUGAACUGUACGUAUAUAGAGAAACGUUAAAUAGCUGCGUAAUGAUAACGAGCGAGCGAGCGAGCCAAGGCGUUUUCACUUCGCAAACAUUUUCAAUAAUUGGCGUACUGCACAAAUAUAAUAUUUUCAACAUCAAUUGCGUCCGAAAUUAAUAAUUAUCGCGUCGUGUUUAAUGACCGUUCGCCUAAAUAACAAGCAGAUCCCCGCCCUCGUUUUAUUAAUUGACGAUGCAUCUGGUUCACCGGGCGCGCAUAUUGUUUUUAUUUAUAUAUCGUACUUCAAGCAUUACUUUUUUAUUUUUAAUUAUUUUUCUUUACAAUACAUUUCGUAAACACGUUAACAAUCGAAUAAUAUGGGAUAAUACCGAUCGCGAAUACAAUAUCGCUCGAUUUAAUUCCGGUUUGUUGUUUACAGCAGUCAUGGUUAAUCAUAGAGAGAAAAAGAAAAAUGCGAUCAUUGGCGUGAUGCAACGUAGUUAUUUUCGCAUAAUAAGCUUCUUUUGCACUCCCUAUAUUCGUACAUAGAUAAAUAAAAAUAAAGAAAAAGGUCCCUAUUCGCAAAUACCUUGAUUAGCAGGCAGCAUCUGUUUGGCUUAGCUCAAGAAAUUAGUUUAUGCUUCGUGAUUUAGCAUUCGGUACGAUUCAUUGUCGAGGGAUAAGAAGACGGCAGGCGUUGAAAAAUGAUUUUCGUACGACCGCACGGACGAGAGAACAUAGUUCUUAUCAUAUCCACGAGUGAUCAAAAGGGUCAAUAUUAUUCAAGAAUUUCAACGACGAUGAAAUCGGAGGUUUCUUAGAGUUUAUAAUUAGAGACGAUUUUACGCGUCAGAGAGAGAGAGAGAGAGAAAGAGGGAUUAAAGAUUACAUCGUCGUCGCUGAGAUUUUAGGAUAAUUGCAUCGCGAUGUCUAACAAAACGGCGACGCGAUGCAAACAUAAGAGUUAAUGAUAAUGCGCAGCGCGAAUGUUGACGCGAGGAGACAUAAUCGAGGGCAGAAUGUCUAGGAAGAAGAGGGAUAUAGAGCAGAUAAAACAGAAUUAUGACCCGCGCCCUUUCCCGAGACCAUAGAGAGAAAAUUUUGCGAGAGAACGAGAGGAAAGUGUUAAGUGUAAAAUAAAUGUGUCACAAGCAAGUUUCAAUCGAAAAGAGCGAUGUAAUAAAAAAAAAAAAGGGGUGGCCCGACCUCUCCAUCCCCAGCGUGGCGAAGUACUUUCUACUUACGGCAUAAGUGUUAAAUUGAAACUUAAAGAAAAAAAAACAUACAUGGAGAAAGAGAGAGGAAACACAUACGUAACACACGCAUAAACACACAUACACACCUUACAGAUAAUAGUAGAGAAAAAUGUAUGUAAACCACAAACACACAAACACACAUGUACACGCGUGCGACUUUACGACUCGUAUGAUUUACACCCACGACUAGUCCGAAAAAAGAUAAAAAAAAACUGUGUUCCCCCAUCCACUCGCAUCCUUCUCACAAUCUGAGUUUUCACACCGAUUCUCUUGCGAGAGAACGCAUUCUUGUACAUAAUGUUUUACUCUUGUAAAUAAAUUACCCACACAACGUU